AUGGACAUUCUGGCCAACCAGCACAGCUUCGAUGAGAAUGAAAUCUUUCAACUGGAAUAUGUCGGAGGACAUGGCUUCAACUCGUUCGAGCUGACUCUCGCUGUACCGCCAGACGAGCGCGGAGAUGCACCAGCCUCACCGACAGGUCCUGUCAUAGUCAACCCUGCCAACGGCUUUUCGGAUACCGUUUCCUUGGCCACUGGCUUCUGGCGUCUUCGAACUCGUGCCGGUCGCCUGUGGCGCAUGGCGGCUGGCAGUCCUGUUCAAAACUCAGCCGACGACAAGAACUCGGGCCAAAGUGAGUCACCUAAGGCUGUUCAGGAACCGAUAGUUCACUUUCUAGCCAUGAACCUAAGCGAAGUCAUAGCAGUUCUUCCAACGCCUUCUCUUGAAAGGCUUCCCACAGUCUCAGUCCCGCUCCCAACGAGGACUGAGCAUGAUCAAGCGUCACCACUUCGUCACGCCGCCAAUCCUGCCAGUGCGCCAAAGGUUUUACGUGACCUUCAAGGCAUUCCAAGGCCCUUCCAUUGCAAACCGAGUGAAUGGGUUUCUGAACUUUUAGUGGAUUUUGAAUGA
This is a messenger RNA of Protopolystoma xenopodis, 576 nucleotides long. Lineage: Eukaryota; Metazoa; Platyhelminthes; Monogenea; Polystomatidea; Polystomatidae. The record is from the annotation of a GenBank genome assembly.